AGAUCGCCAGCCCCCAGACGAGAAGAAGCCGUGAUGAAGAUCGAAGACGUUCCCACGAUUGUCGGGUCGGGCAUCCACUCAGAUCGCCACGUUGCAGCGUUGCACUCGGCACCGAAGCACUUUCCCAAGAGCCGCAUCCAGAGGGCGACACUGCCCUCAGGACUUACUUUAGAGUACGCCAUCGAAAGCAGCAGGGAUGAACCGGAGACAGAAGAUCUGCCCGAGGAGCGUGUGGUAAUGAUCAACGGGUUCAUGAUGACGAAGGAGGGCUGGGCACCUAUCAUCGAUAUCCUGUUGGACAAGUGGGACGCCAAGACGCAAGGCAAAAGGCUCAGGAUCCUCAGCUUCGACAACCGCGGAGCAGGAGGCAGUGACGCCCCGUUCACCCGCUAUACGACAAGUCAAAUGGCCCAGGACACGCUGGGCUUGCUGGAUCAUGUCGGCUGGGACUCUGCACACUUUGUCGGCGGCAGCAUGGGCGGUAUGAUUGCUAUCGAGCUGGCAGCGUCGGUGCCGGAGCGUGUGCGCUCGCUGGCACUCCUGGUCACGACGCGUGGGGCGUAUUUACCGCAUCCGAGGAUGUGGAAGCCUUUCUUGGGCUCCGUUCUGGGCGGGUCAAUGCAAUGUGUCAUGGAGCUGCUAUAUCCGAGUUCCAUUCUGGAUAAACCUAUUGCUGGUAAAGAUGGACUGACAGUGCAAGAUGUACUCAAGAAUUACCACUCAACACCGCAGUCCGACAACGGACUUCCCCCGCUAUACGCACUGAUCGCUCAAGGUGUAGCGUGCUUGACGCACUGGGUAUCGGACGAGCGAUUGGAACUUGUGGCCAAGGCUGGCUUCCCGAUCCUCAUUAUCGGAGGCAAGCAAGAUAUCCUGAUUCCGCCUGAGAACUCUGUAACUCUGAUUGAACGUCUGAAGGGAGAUCAUGUGGACACACUGUUUUUCGAGACGGGAGGACACGGAGCGUUCUUCCAGUUUGUCGAGGAGAUCGCCGACGGUCUCCAGCAAACCAUCCAGCGCGCGAAGCUGUAAAGUACUAGCGAUCGACUCACUGCAUGAAGAUAUGGCUUCUUUGAGUAUACUGUACAUACUCUUUGUUAGGAAGUCAACAAGAGGCAGGAAGGCGGUCGAGUACUAACUCUUGAUAAGGCACUCGCUACUAUUAUACCCUACCAUUCGAAGAAAAGUUUAGGGGGCACCAGCACUCUGCAUAGUCUCCAGGAGCUUACCGGCUAUGUCGUCAAGGCAUUGCAAAAGGCACCCAUGGCCGGCGUCUUCGUAGACGACAAAUUCCGUGUGGUCACUAGCAAGCUCUUUCUUGAGGUGAAGUCCGUGCGAGAAACCGAAACACUUGUCCAGCUUCGCUGCAACGAUGAGGAUCCGGAAUCCCUGGUCGCGGAUUUUGUGCAGUUUCUUGUUGGAGACGCUAUGAAACAUCGCAGCCGCCGACUGGCCAAAUGCACCGGACGAAGACGGAGCUCCCAAGGUGGUCACCAUUUUCUUAUGAUACUUGUACAGCACGUCCCGCAUUGUCUCGUUUUCUCCGUUCUUGCUAGCUAAGAACGGUUCCGGAUACAGGAAGGAUAGGAUGGCGUUCGUGACUUUUGUUGGAUCGGACGACACUAUGGUCGUGAAAAUGGACGAGUACGCAGACGUGUCUGGUAUGAACGACCCCGAGCUGGUUGCUACAAGCGACAGCGACUGGACUCUGUUGGGAGCUGCCAAAGUGAUUUCCUGGGCGAUCAUUCCUCCCAAACUAGCGCCAGCAAUGUGAACAGUAUUCCAGCCGAUGGUGUCCAGCAGUGCCAAUGUGUCCAGGGUCAUACCCGAUGUGGAGUAUUUGCCCCACGGAGCGUCCGAGUCGCCCACUCCGCGGUUAUCGAACGUGAGAACCUUGAGUGUUUUGUCAGGAUAGCCUCUUUCCCAUUGAGUGAGCAGUACGUCGACCAGUGGAGCCCAUUCUUCUUUUCGAGAGCUGUGACCCACGAUCAGCACUAGUCGAGUCUCAUCCUCGGCGCUACCACUGCCUACCUCUUGAAUGAGGUAUCCCAUCGUUAUCCCCGUGUCCACCUUGACCUUCUGCAGGUGUACGCUCGGAACGCGGUAUACUGAGACGCCAUGUGCUGCUCCAGUCGAGAGAGUAAGGCCAUUUUGUUUGGAAUCUCGGUAACAAGGAAGACGAGAAGUGAAUCUCCAGUGUCUUUUGUUGAUCUAUAGCCGCGCAAGACUGCAUCCACACAUCAUUCAUCGAAAGUGGAACCCGUUCAUUCGACGGUGCAUAUACGAACCACUUGAAGUCAUUGGUGUAUUGUCCAUUUCUGCUUAGAUUUGGUGGUAGUGUCCACAUUCGACUAUACAUGGUAGAGCAUGCAUUAAGGCUGUACUCUCACAAGGGUGGUGAUGCUCGCCUCAUAGUUUCGAUGACCUCGUCGGCGAUUUCAUCAGCGUACUGGCAGAUUGCACCGUGGCCUCCCCUAUCGAAGAACAGCGUGUGCACGUGGUCGCCACUUAGAUGUUCCUUUAAGGCGAUGGACUCAGCUGCUGGAAUGACAUCGUCUAGCAUGGCGCUGACAAUUAGAAUUGGGAAACCAGCGUCGUUCAUGUCGUGUAGCCGCUCGUCGGACACGAAAUGCGUUUGAACAGCGGCCGUCUGGCCCAUGACGCCACUGAGGCUUGGCUCAGGCCACUUCUUCAAUUGUAACUCGUACAUGCGCGCGAUUGCAGAGCGCACGCUCUCGCCUGUUUCAGCUAUCCUUGUGAUAGCGACGUACUCCUGCGGAAACAGUGUGUCGACCAUGCUGUUCGCCUUUGCUGGUACAGAGCUAAACGAAAAAGUCUUGCGGACCAUCAGUCCGAGAGAUCGUCCACUGGCUUUGUAUCUGUCGCGGCUAGUUGAAACCAGCGUUAGUGAACGCACUCGUCGGAGAUCAAGCAGUGCCAGCUCCUGUGCGACCAUACCCCCCAUGCUGCAAACCAAAGCCAAAGUCAGUCAUAGAACUAGAGUCAAUCAAACAUUCAGUAGUCAACAAACCUGCCACCAACAAUAUGCGCAGACCGCCAACCGAUAUGGUCCAUCAAUGCGAGAAUGUCUUCCGCCAUGGUGCGCGUCGAGUACAUGCCGAAGGGCGCGUCCGUUCCUCCGAAGCCGCGAUUGUCCAGCACCAGGAUGCUGAGGCCCACACCGCGCUGCUUCUGGUUCCAUUUGGGCAAGAACGAGUCGAUGAAGUGCGCCCACGUGUCCUUGGGCUGCAUGAAGCCCGCAACCAGCACCACCUGUUCCACGCCCACCGACGCAUUCAUUGGUGGCAGCUCCAGCACGGCAUAGCUGACUGU
Molecule: messenger RNA, 3333 nt
Organism: Phytophthora nicotianae INRA-310
Lineage: Eukaryota; Oomycota; Peronosporomycetes; Peronosporales; Peronosporaceae
Exons: 2
Coding region: 34-1032 (332 amino acids)
Source: RefSeq, a predicted model, not a curated record